AUGCCCAAGAAUUUAGCCUCAACAAGUGUGUGUGUGUGUGUGUGUUUACAGCAAGCGAGAUGUGGUUAUGCUAUCAUCCUCAUGGCUCUGUACUGGUGUACAGAGUGUAUGCCUCUGGCUGUGACUGCCCUACUGCCUGUUGUCCUCUUCCCUAUGCUGGGCAUCAUGAAGGCUGGAGAGGUGAGUAUUGAAUAUCUGAAAGACUCUAACAUGCUGUUCAUCGGUGGCCUGUUGGUGGCCAUCGCAGUGGAGCACUGGAGCCUUCAUAAGCGCAUCGCAAUCCGAGUUUUGCUGCUGGUUGGUGUUCGUCCAGCCCUGUUAAUGAUGGGCUUCAUGAGCGUCUCGUCCUUCCUGUCCAUGUGGAUCAGCAACACAGCCACCACGGCCAUGAUGCUGCCCAUUGCCCAUGCCGUGCUGCAGCAGCUGAAAGCCACAGAGGCUCGGGCAGACGAACAAGAUUUCCAGGAUGCAGCCGAGGACAACCCUGCAUUUGAGCUUGAGAUGAGAGAAACUAAAGAGGAAAUAACAGGCAUUAAACAGCCAGACACCAAGUGUCAUCUGGAGAACAGUGCGGAUCAACAUGAGUGUAGUCGAGAAGCAAUGCAGGAGUCCAGGAGAAAAGCGAUGGAGGCCAAGUAUGAGCAUCUGACCAAAGGGAUGAGUCUGAGUGUGUGUUACUCUGCCAGCAUCGGUGGCACGGCCACACUCACCGGCACGACCCCUAACCUUAUCCUUAAGGGUCAAAUGGACAAGCUAUUCCCUGGGAAUGGUGAUGUGAUCAACUUUGCCAGCUGGUUCGGCUUUGCUUUUCCCAACAUGGUGAUCAUGCUGGUGUUGACCUGGCUCUGGCUUCAGUUAAUUUUCCUGGGCUUCAACCUGAAGGAGUCAUUUGGCUGCGGCGUGAAAACCGACAGAGAUAAGGAGGCGUAUGCGGUAAUGAAAGAGGAGUACAAAAAGCUGGGGCCCAUGAAGUUUGCUGAAGGGGCGGUGCUCACGGUCUUUAUACUGCUGGUGCUCCUGUGGUUCACUAGAGAGCCAGGCUUCAUUCCCGGCUGGGCAGUGAUCUUCCCUAAGGAGUUUGUGUCAGAUGGAACCAUCGCUAUUUUUAUGUCAAUGCUCUUCUUCGUCAUCCCAUCCCAGCUGCCCAGUUAUAGAGGCUACGGUUACAACGAUGCAGGUAAGAUGGUGAAGUCUCCCCCCACUCUGCUGGAUUGGCAGGUGGUCCACGAGCGAAUGCCCUGGAACAUCAUCCUGCUGCUGGGAGGAGGCUUUGCUCUGGCUGCUGGCAGUGAGGAGUCAGGUCUGUCCAAGUGGUUGGGACAGAGCUUGGCACCUCUGCAGCAAAUCCCCCCCUAUGCCAUCUCGUUGCUGCUCAGCCUGUUGGUGGCGACAUUCACCGAGUGCUCCAGCAACACAGCCACCACCACCCUGUUCCUGCCCAUACUGGCCUCUAUGGCCACAGCUAUUAAGAUACACCCGCUAUACGUCAUGCUGCCCUGCACCAUCGCUGCCUCUCUAGCCUUCAUGCUGCCUGUGGCCACACCACCCAACGCCAUCGCCUUCUCAUUUGGAAGCCUCAAAGUCAUCGACAUGGUGAAAGCUGGAUUCAUUCUGAAUAUCAUUGGGAUUUUGACCGUUAAUUUAGGCAUCAACACCUGGGGAUACGCCAUGUUUGACAUGGGCACCUUUCCUGUGUGGAUCAACGGUACAAAUGACAAACCUUGAUUAUGGGAGGACUGAAAUGGAAAUUGAAAAUGACACAGAAUUGGAUUUUAAAGCCCCUGAAAACUUGACUUGAAAUCUAAAAGUAUUUAAAGUAUAUAAAGUAUUUUUCUAAAAUAUAUAUUCAUGACUUAAUGAGCAACAGUCAAAAUCUUUCUUUUAGGUAUUAUUUCUGAAGAGUUUAACAGCCAAACCCUCAGCUAUUCUGCUGUAUCUGUGGGUGCGGUUUGAUUUGAUUGACAGUUACAGUAACAACCAACCAGGUGUCAUGCUCAUUCACAUUUUGCUCAAUCCUGAUUGGUGCAUGUAGAUACAUGACAUCACCUUUUUCAGACUGAGUCCCACCCACUUAAGACCAGCACAAAUGAACACACACAAAUCCAGAAAUUUCAUGAAUGAAGGAACAUAAAAUCAUUCAAACUUUGAAAGAAAAUGUGUGUGCUCAUGUAGGAUCCUAUACAGGGUAGAUAAACAAAUCUACCUUUUAUCACUAAUAAGAAGCUGAUUGAGAAAAAAGGUUUCGGGGCUUUUAAAGUAAAGAAGUGUUUAAGUUGCAGAAGCUUUG
Micropterus dolomieu (smallmouth bass) is the source of this 2287-nucleotide messenger RNA. It is a transcript of the gene slc13a2, whose product is annotated as solute carrier family 13 member 2. The transcript is spliced from 12 exons. The record is from RefSeq and is a predicted model, not a curated record. Gene Ontology annotation, cellular component: membrane. Gene Ontology annotation, molecular function: transmembrane transporter activity. Gene Ontology annotation, biological process: monoatomic anion transmembrane transport. Lineage: Eukaryota; Metazoa; Chordata; Actinopteri; Centrarchiformes; Centrarchidae. The coding region runs from base 1 to 1725 and encodes 574 amino acids.